This is a messenger RNA of Symbiodinium natans, 1452 nucleotides long. The record is from the annotation of a GenBank genome assembly. Lineage: Eukaryota; Dinophyceae; Suessiales; Symbiodiniaceae.
AUGAGCCACGACUUUUUCCAAUAUCGAGAGCUGCUGACUUCGGCCGUGGGCCAUGCCGUCGAGUACUUGGAAUCACUGCCGGACCGGCCAGUUGACAAGCAGGUCGGCAGCGAGGAGCUGCGCCUGAGCCUCGGCGGUCCGCUGCCGGAAGCCCCCUCCGACGCCAGGAGGGUGAUUGAGGAGCUGUGCCAGACUGCCGAGCAGGGCUUGGUAGCUUCUGGCGGGCCUCGCUACUUCGGCUACGCCAUCGGUGGCAGCUUUCCGGUUGCCCUGGCUGCAGAUUGGAUGGUAAGCGCCUGGGAUCAGAAUGCACCUUACUACGUUUCAAGCCCCGCGGCUGCUGUGAUUGAGGAGACGGCGGCUGACUGGUUGCUGGAAUUACUGGGUUUGCCCAAAGCGGCUGGCGUGGGCUUCACAUCAGGUGCGCAGGAAGCGAUCUACACCGCCAUGAUCACUGCGCGGAACGCGCUUCUGAAGCGCACAGGUUGGGACGUUGCCAAGCAGGGGCUGUACGACGCGCCGCGCAUUCAUGUAGUGGUGAGUGAUCAGAUUCAUUCUGCCAUCAAGCGAGCGCUGUGGAUGAUCGGGAUGGGCGAGCAGAAUGUCAAGAAGCUCCCAACCGACGGCAACUUACGCAUCAUCCCCGAGAGCAUCGCUGAAGUUCUUGCGGAGUGCGACGGGCCGACACUAGUUUGUGCGCAGGCUGGCUGCAUCGACUCGGGUGCUUUCGACCCAUUCGAGGCUUUGGCUGAUGCCGUGGGCAAGCAUCCGAAUGCCUGGCUGCACAUUGACGGUGCUAUUGGCCUUUGGUCGGCAGCCAGUGAGCAGCAAAAACCUAUGCUUCAAGGUCUCGAAAGGGCUGACUCCUGGGAUACCGACGGCCACAAGUGGUUCAACAUGCCAUACGACAGUGGGAUCGUGAUCGUUCGGGAUGCAGCACUACUGGCUGAGGCGAUGGGAGGAAACAGCAUGGGCGCUUACCUCACAGAUGCGAUUGCAAAGCCCGAUCGCAACGCCAUCAAUUUUGGUAUCGGUGCCUCCCGGCGUGCCCGGGGUGUACCUAUCUACGCUGCCAUCAAGACGUUGGGCAAGCAAGGGAUUGAGAAGCAUCUGGAUGCUUGUUGCGCGUUGGCACGUCGCAUGGCUGAUCAGCUGCGUCAGGUUGAAGGUAUCAGCAUAUUGAAUGAGGUUGUUUCGAAUCGCUUCUCGGCCCAAUUCGGACAAGGCGAUGAUGAAUUCCGCAACACGUUAACAGCACGAGUUGUUCAUUGCUUGCAGCAAGACGGCUUCUGCUACCCAUCUACCUCUGGCUACAAAGGCUUGAAAACCAUGCUUAUUUCUGUCCUCAGCUGCCACACAACGAUCGCCGACAUUGACGCCUCAGCCGAGAAGAUAGUUGCGACCUAUCGCGUGGAAGCCGCUAAGCUCCAGGCGCCCGACACGGCAUCAUGA